CCGCCAUAUUGAAUAAAAUUACAAGCAUGACGUUCAUGUGUCGUUGAUGUCCUAUUUUCCCGAGGAAUUGAGACUGUUUUAAUACAUAAUCACAGAGUGAUCCUAUACACGACUAUACAUACAACCUGAGGAUGCCGGCAGAGGUAACAAAUCCGGUCGAGGGCAACAAUCCGAACAAUGAAGACGACGCUCCAUCGAGUAGCGGAAAGCGCAUUGUUGGUAUUAUUUAUCCACCACCUGAAGUAAGAAAUAUCGUUGACAAGACUGCCAGUUUUGUUGCUAGAAAUGGGCCGGAGUUUGAGACACGUAUUCGCCAGAAUGAAAUAAACAAUUCCAAGUUCAAUUUUCUGAAUCCCAAUGAUCCAUACCAUGCAUAUUACCGACAUAAAGUAAAAGAGUUCCAAGAUGGUACAGCCACUGAGCCCACUGCUUCCACACUACCCAAGUUGAUGCAGUUGACUGCUAAGCUGCCAAGUCAGGUUCAAGUGGAGCCUGCUGUACCUAAAGAACCACCCCCAGAGUACGAGUUUGUGGCGGAUCCACCAUCCAUUUCUGCUUAUGACCUAGAUGUGGUAAAGCUCACUGCUCAGUUUGUGGCUCGUAAUGGACGCCAGUUCUUGACGAAUCUGAUGAACAGGGAACAGCGAAAUUUCCAGUUUGACUUCUUACGACCACAACACAGUCUGUUUCACUAUUUCACCAAAUUAGUUGAACAGUAUACCAAGGUCUUAAUACCGCCAAAAGAUUUGAUGAACAAACUGAAAUGUGACUCUGAGAACCCUAAACACAUCUUAGAUCAAGGCAAGCACCGUGUGGAGUGGACCAAAUAUGAAGAGAGACAAAGAAAGAAACAAGAAGAACAGAAGGAGCGAGAACGAGUUGCUUACUCUCAGAUAGAGUGGCAUGAUUUUGUUGUCGUGGAGACUGUUGACUUUCAACCCAAUGAGCCUGGUAACUUUCCACCACCAACCACACCACAGCAAGUUGGUGCCAGAUUGCUUGCCGAAGAGCGUUUUGAAAUUUAUGGGCAAGAUGAUCAACCAGAGAUGGUUGAAAUGGAAGUUGAGUCUGAUGAUGAUGAUAGCGACGAAGAAGAAAAGGCAGACAAGAGUAAAGCAGUUCAACCUCCGCCUCCUCCUCCACCUCCCCCUCUAACUGAUGAAGAUACUGAAUUGCAGGAUAUGGAUGAGGGAUCCUCUGAUGAGGAUGAGAAAGGACCAUCAAUGGCUCCACCACCAGCUCCACCUGCUAGUGAUAGACCACACCAACCACCAUUACCACCCAUGCCCAAUGAUAGCAGUGUGGAAAUCAGAAGAGAUUACGACCCCAAAGCCCCCAAGGCACCUCAGAUGUCGGAUGACAAGUACCUGAUAUCUCCUAUCACGGGUGAGAAGAUCCCAACUGAUAAAAUGCAAGAACAUAUGAGAAUUGGAUUACUUGAUCCAAGAUGGCUGGAACAACGAGAUAGAAUGAUGCACGAGAAAGCCUCACAGGAGGAGGUAUUUGCAGCUGGUUCUGCCAUUGAUAGUAGUUUGAAACAGUUAGCUGAAAGACGUACUGACAUCUUUGGUGAAGGAGAUGUGGAAACUGCCAUUGGUAAAAAGAUUGGUGAAGAAGAUAUAAAACCGAAAGAAAAAGUGGCCUGGGAUGGACACACUGCCAGUAUGGAGGCAACAAUAAAUAAAGCUAAAGCCAAUAUCUCAAUCAAGGAACAAAUUGAAGCAAUCCACAAAGCUAAGGGUCUAACACCUGAUGAAGCAAAAGAAAAGAUUGGUCCUGCAAAGCCAGCGCCAAUGUUACCAUCCAUGUUAGGUGGGCAUUUGAGACCCCCUAAGCCGUCAAUGCAACACAAGCCACCAACCACACACCACCAUCCACCUCCUGCACCACCGCCUCUCCCUCCACCAAGACUACCAUCGUUAAUCAGCGCACCAGGUGUUCCACCACCAUUAGGCCUGCCACCUCGUCAAAAUAUGCAGCCAAUGCCGCCAAUGCGACCACCUCAGUUCUUUCCACCAGGUCAUCAACCCCCACCUGGGCCCCCUCAGCACAUGCAAUUCAUGGGUGGAAUCAAUCCUAAUCCCCCAGUGGCUCGACCUCCAGGUCAUCCUGAAAUGCAAUCCAUGCCAUCGCAACAACUUCAUAUGCCACCUCAACGUGAACAGCAAAUGAUGCAGGAAGAGCCACCAGCAAAAAAACAGAAGACAGAGGACACUCUUCUUCCAGAAAAUCUAUUCUUGGUUAAAAAUCCUGGUCCAGUUAUGUUCAAAGUACAAGUUCCUCACUUACCUGAUAAACCAGAGUGGAAACUCAAUGGACAGGCACUUACUAUGACACUACCAAUCACAGAUCAGAUAUCUGUAAUAAAAGCCAAACUGUUUGAAGAAUUGGGUAUGCCAACCGGGAAACAAAAACUCCAACUGGAGGGCAUGUUUAUCAAAGAUUCCAACACCUUGGCAUUCUAUAAUGUAAGUAGGAACAGUUUGGUGAAGUUGUUACUCAAAGACAGAGGAGGAAGAAAACGAUAGGAUUUUCCAACGCUGGAUUUGCUGCUAUUUUAAACAUGUUUUCGUUCAUUUUCGCAGAAGUAGUUACACUGCAAGAAUUCGUGUGUGCAACAUCUUUUUUUUCCCCCUCUCAAUUUACAUACAUGUAUAACUUUACAGCAUAGCCUUGUAUUCAUGUCAAUUCUGUUUUCUGGGGAGGGUGUAAUGCUAAUUUAGAUACUCUGUGAUUUUGAUGUUUGUAUUGAUAUGUAUCGGUGUGGCUGUAGUGUUAAAUGAUCAUUAUUUUCAUGUAUUAAAUAAACAUUACAAUAAAAUA
This is a messenger RNA of Saccoglossus kowalevskii, 2823 nucleotides long. RefSeq names its product splicing factor 3A subunit 1-like. Gene Ontology annotation, cellular component: U2 snRNP; catalytic step 2 spliceosome; U2-type prespliceosome. NCBI's taxonomy places the organism in Eukaryota, Metazoa, Hemichordata, Enteropneusta, Harrimaniidae. Gene Ontology annotation, molecular function: protein binding; RNA binding. The record is from RefSeq and is a predicted model, not a curated record. Gene Ontology annotation, biological process: mRNA cis splicing, via spliceosome; regulation of alternative mRNA splicing, via spliceosome.